Molecule: messenger RNA, 1871 nt
Organism: Cottoperca gobio
Lineage: Eukaryota; Metazoa; Chordata; Actinopteri; Perciformes; Bovichtidae
Gene: smpdl3b
Product: sphingomyelin phosphodiesterase acid like 3B
Exons: 10
Coding region: 114-1469 (451 amino acids)
Biological process (GO): sphingomyelin catabolic process
Molecular function (GO): sphingomyelin phosphodiesterase activity
Source: RefSeq, a predicted model, not a curated record
AAUUAAAUUUUGGAGCCUAUACAUGCUAUAGAUGUGUCUGCAUAGUCUGGAUACUGGUUUAGGCUACUACAAUUGGUGUGGCUUACAAAAGGCAAUCAAUCAGAGAGUUCAACAUGUCAACAGUAAGGCUGAUCUUAUCUUGUCUGCUUUUUAAAGAGGUCGCCGCACUGUCAGGGAACUUCUGGCACAUUACGGAUCAGCACUGGGACCCAACAUACAAACUGAGCGAUAAUCCUGAACUUGUGUGCCAAUCUAGUGGCAAACGACCCGCAGCCAAUGCGGGGGAAUUUGGAGACUAUGCUUGUGACUCGCCAUGGAGUCUUAUAAACUCCUCUGUGUAUGCCAUGAAGGAUAUUCUACCAGACCCGGACUUCAUUGUUUGGACAGGAGAUGACACACCACAUGUAGACCUGGGAGAAGAUGCAGUGCUCUCCAUUAUCAGCAACCUUACCCACAUUAUAAAUCAGGUGUUUCCAAACACUAAAGUGUACCCUGCUCUGGGAAACCAUGACUACCACCCUAAGAGCCAGCUUCCUGCUGGCCCAAACCACAUCUAUAACCAGACAGCAGAAAUGUGGCAGGAGUGGUUGGAUCCCGGGUCCCAGGGAACAUUUAAAAAAGGUGGAUAUUACACGGAAAAGCUGCUCAAUCGAGCAGGUUUCAGGAUGCUGGUCCUCAACACUAACCUCUACUAUGACCAGAACAACGUGACCAAGGACAUGGUCGACCCAGCGGGCCAGUUUCUCUGGGCGGAUCAGGUUCUUAAAGAGGCCGCCAACAACAACGAAAAGGUGUACAUCAUAGGCCACGUGCCCCCAGGUUUCUUCGAGAAGAAGAGAAGUAAGCCGUGGUUCGUGCCUGCAUUCAACAAGCUAUACUUGGAUUUAAUUCAGAAGCAUCAUUCAGUCAUACGUGGACAGUUCUUCGGCCAUCAUCACACCGAUAGCUUCAGAAUGUUCUACGACUCAGACGGCUCUCCUAUCAGUACAAUGUUCCUCAGUCCAGGUGUCACACCUUGGAAAACAACACUUCCUGGAGUUGUGGAUGGAGCCAACAACCCCGGGAUUCGUGUCUUUGAAUAUGACACCGAAACACUCCUGGUUAAAGAUGUGGUGACGUAUUAUCUGAACCUGACUCGCGCUAAUGCAGCCGGAGGACGCUGGGAGAAGGAGUAUCGGCUCACAGAGAGCUUCAGAGUACCGGACGCCUCCCCGGCCUCCAUGCAUCAGACUCUGGAGCGUAUUGCCAAUGACCGCUGCUACCUGCAGAAGUACUACGAGUUCAACUCUGUGAACUAUGACCUGACUGAGUGUAACAGCGACUGUCGCAUUGACCACGUGUGUGCAGCCAGAGAGGUAGACUUUGAAAGGUAUGAACGCUGUGUGGAAAAAGAAGGGGCUGCUGUUAUGUAUGGGGGGCUGCUGCCGGUCCUCUCCGUGGCUGUAGGUGUGGUGCUGGCCAAUCGGUAAUGAUGAUCUCUACAGUAUCUUAUUACUCAUGAUGUUUAAAAUGCAUUAUUCAAGCUUCAAGGAGUGAUUGGAUAGAGAAACUAAAAAUCAAGAUAAUUGUGGUUAUGUAAAUAUUUAAUAUCACAGGAUUAAAUCGUAUGACAUCUAUAAUUCAGGUGAAGCACGUACUUAAGUAGGGAAAACACAACCUUUGGCUUCAGCAAUCUUUGGUGUGGCUUUUGACCUUGGUUUAUUGGUGCUGGUUGAAUAUCUUAAUUUCCAGUCAAUAGAAAAGAUCUUUGUGGUUUUAAUGUGGCUCCAGAGGAUAAAGUACAUUUUAUUCAACUGUGAUGUUCUGGAUCAAAUCAAUGUUUGAAGCUUUCCCGUCAAACUCUUCUGUGUCAAUUUAAUAAAACCAGAAAU